AUGCGUGGUUGCUACGUUCUACCAAUGGUUGUUGCCCUUCUCUUUGCUGGCAUCGAAGAUGCUCACGCCAAAUUGUUGCCAUCCGACGCUGUUCUGGCAAUUGGUGAUAGUGACCUCAUGAAGGUGGGUGUCCUCAAGCUAUUUUUACGUAGCCACGAGGCUGUCGAAGAAGAUGUGGACCAAGAAGAGCGAAAUGUGGGCGCAGCGAAGAAGUUGCUUAAUCUGGACGAACUUGACGACGCUCUUCUUAGCCACAAGAUUCUCAAGAUUAUGCUCAAGAAGUGGGAGGCCGCACCUGCAGAAAAUGUGCAAGCUGUGAUGAAGAAGCUGGAGACCCAGAAAUACAACAAGUACAAUGAGAUUGCAAAAGCUUGGAGGAAUCGCCAGCAGGACAAAGUCGUGAGCGGGUUUCCUGUCAGCUACGUGGGUCUGGACGACCUGCUUAACCCGGAGACGCUGUCGAAGGCUCUUAAGAAUGCAAAUGGCGACAUGGAAUACUUCACGAAAUUGAUGGCAGCAUCCGAUGAAAACAGGAAAGCCGCUGUUAAGAUCCUGGCCGCGGAUUCAGAGUACAAAUCCCUUGUACGCGGAUUGGAAUAUGAUCUGCUUUGA
Phytophthora infestans T30-4 is the source of this 612-nucleotide messenger RNA. RefSeq lists its product as uncharacterized. Lineage: Eukaryota; Oomycota; Peronosporomycetes; Peronosporales; Peronosporaceae. The transcript has a single exon. The coding region runs from base 1 to 612 and encodes 203 amino acids. The record is from RefSeq and is a predicted model, not a curated record.